Ambispora leptoticha is the source of this 210-nucleotide messenger RNA. NCBI's taxonomy places the organism in Eukaryota, Fungi, Glomeromycota, Glomeromycetes, Archaeosporales, Ambisporaceae. The record is from the annotation of a GenBank genome assembly.
AUGGUUUCUUUGGAUAGGUAUAUGAUCCAGACUCCCGUGGAUGAAUGGUCACUUCUGGGCUUCCUUAAGUAUCGCAAGGAACAAAAGGAUUUCUCGGUACUAAAGGAUAAAGAGCAUUAUAGAUACCAAAUGAGUUUGGUAGCCGUUUUACACAAUAAAUUCACUACAGCUGAAAGAACCAAAGCACAAUAUUGCCUCGACAAUUUCAAG